AUGGACUGUAUGAUUUACUAUGUCAAUCAAGCUGCCCACCGAAAACUGACCUCGAAGAUCUUCUGUUUAUGCUGCAGGGAUUGUCAGGAGAUCAAUUCCAGUGACAACUCCACAGUUAUCAGUCAAACCCAAGAGUAUCAGACAUCAACCCACAGCCUGCAGCUUCAGAAGGAUGAGCUCAACAGACAAAAUCCCAAACAUGCGAAUGCAGCCUCCCACUUGCCUUCAGAACAGCCCCUGAUCCAUCCAGAAAAGAACACUUCCUCCAGCAGCAGUGAGUUUGAGGAUCCGAACACAAAGGCUUCCCAGAGAAAUUUUUAUAAGAGAAACAUAAACCGCUACUCCCAGGAGCGAGGGCCAUUCCAGUCGUGCUUCAUUGGCAGGUCCUGAGCAUUCUAGACG
This is a messenger RNA of Carlito syrichta (Philippine tarsier), 402 nucleotides long. It is a transcript of the gene TEX48, whose product is annotated as testis expressed 48. The transcript is spliced from 4 exons. Lineage: Eukaryota; Metazoa; Chordata; Mammalia; Primates; Tarsiidae. Bases 1 to 390 code for a protein of 129 amino acids. The record is from RefSeq and is a predicted model, not a curated record.